GACCCAGCUCAGGCGCACCAGGAAGUGCCGGCCCUUUAGCCGCGAUGCAUUGUGGGGAAAUCCACUCAGAUCCAAGAUGGCGGCCAGCAGGAGGCUGAUGAAGGAGCUUGAAGAGAUCCGCAGAUCUGGGUUGAGAAGUUUCCGUAACAUACAGGUGGAUGAAGCCAAUUUAUUGACCUGGCAGGGACUCAUCGUUCCAGACAAUCCUCCAUAUGACAAAGGUGCUUUCCGGAUUGAAAUUAAUUUCCCAGCAGAGUACCCGUUCAAGCCACCUAAGAUUACAUUCAAAACAAAGAUAUACCAUCCAAACAUUGAUGAGAAGGGCCAGGUAUGCCUGCCAGUGAUCAGCGCUGAAAACUGGAAACCAGCAACCAAAACUGACCAAGUCAUCCAGUCUCUAAUUGCCCUGGUCAACGACCCUCAACCAGAGCACCCACUGCGUGCAGAUCUAGCCGAAGAAUACUCAAAGGACCGUAAAAAAUUCUGUAAGAAUGCCGAAGAGUUUACAAAGAAAUAUGGAGAAAAGCGACCAGUGGACUAGAUAUCUGGGGCCAAGUGCCAGUGGGAAAAAAACACACACAAAAAAACACAAACCAACAUGAUUUCAAAAAGCGCAACUGAAGAAUUGGAGUCAGUGAGUUCAGAAUUCCCUCCAUCUCCCCAACAUGAAAAGAAACACGAGGCAGGACUUCGAGGGAACGUGGAACAGUGUCAGAGUCAACCUCGCAGCUUCUGCUAUGCUCUCAGUCAAACUGUUAACUAGAUAAACUUGUAAAGAGGAAGAUUAAAAAAAAAAAAAAUGUAUGAAAUUGGGAGUAUGGUUCUGCUCUCUGUGUUUAAAAACAACCCCCACCAAAUUAGUUUACUACUUUGCCAUACUAAAACUACCGAAAAAAUGUUCUACAUUUCUGUUUUUCUUAUUGAACAUUUUCCAUGCAAAAAAAAAAAAAACAACUUAAUGAUCUUCUUUAGGGUUUCUCGGUAGGUUUGCUAAAAAAUAUAUCUAUCUAUAUAAAUAUAUAAUUUUUGUCAUUUUUCAUCACCUACUAUAUUUUGGACACUCCUUGACAAGGUCCUAUAUGAUUUUAGUCUAUCAGUAUGCCUCCCACAGUAACCUCUUUUGUACCAGGGAUGGGUCACAGACCUGACAUUAAAGGGUUUACUCAGCUGUCCCAUACAGACCGCUUCACGGGGAGGGUAUAGUUUGAACGUUUGGCUCUUAGGUUUCCUUUCUAUCAAUGUUGCACUGUGCUUUGUGGGACUCGGUAAGUUCUCCUUCAGUUUGUAACAUAAAAUAAUAAAAAUAAAAAACUGAAAAAAAAAAACAAAAAAAAUCUCAAAUUGCUGGAAUGAGCCCAUUUUUAAGUAUCACAGAUAAUGUUUUAUGCAAGAGUAUAUCAGCUUGACUGCUUGAGACUGAAUCUUUCUGGUGUUUUCUUCUAAUUUGUCAAUAUUUGUGCACUGUAAAGGAAAAGUUCAAACAAUAUAAUUUGGUAAUGCCUAUUGUUAUUCGUAGAAUUGGUGGUUUCCUUUAAGGACUAUUCCACACCCAUAAAGCACUUCAUGAGUGAGAAAAAUUCUAUUUGAAGGGCACUUCUCAUAAAAAUCUGCACUUUAAACAUACCCUGUGCCCCCCAGCUGUCAGUCAAACAACCAUGGAGGUUUACUUCUGUUGGCUUCAUCUACUGCCUCUACCUGCGUUCUUACUCCGAGACAUCAGAUCAGUAGUCUUUCAAAACCCUGUGCAGUGCGCCUGCAACCAGACACGUGCAGUGGGGGAUCGCUUCAGAGGUUUCUCAUUGAGAAGCCUCUGGCUAUUUCAUGUGAAGAGGCUGAAAAGGUGUAGACUUGCAAAGGCUGCAAUUCAUAAGGACUACAGCUUGUGCAAGCUCUUUUAAGAUCUAACCCAAUGAAUACAUGCAUUUAUUAAUUUGAGUAUAUCUACUAAACAGGGAUUUUAU
Messenger RNA from Pelobates fuscus (common spadefoot toad), 1961 nucleotides. RefSeq names its product ubiquitin conjugating enzyme E2 L3 (gene UBE2L3). The record is from RefSeq and is a predicted model, not a curated record. The transcript is spliced from 4 exons. NCBI's taxonomy places the organism in Eukaryota, Metazoa, Chordata, Amphibia, Anura, Pelobatidae. Bases 77 to 541 code for a protein of 154 amino acids.